Peromyscus maniculatus bairdii (prairie deer mouse) is the source of this 2372-nucleotide messenger RNA. NCBI's taxonomy places the organism in Eukaryota, Metazoa, Chordata, Mammalia, Rodentia, Cricetidae. The record is from RefSeq and is a predicted model, not a curated record.
GUGUGUGACAGAGUCUCACUCUAGCUAAGACUGACUUCAAACUUACCAUCCUCUUGUCGCAGCCUCCUGAGUGCUGGGAUUAUGGGCACAAGCCACCAGUCCAGCUCAUUGUGACUCUUGACUUAGAGCACAGUAUCCCUCCCUAGCUGAUGUAGCUAUGGAUUGUGGGACAGACAAGGGUGUGUAUGUGGUCAAGCCCAGAGGCAGCUGCAGUCUGAGGCUGUAGGCGGAGUUUCCUGUCCCAACUGCCUGGUCCCAAAGAAACCACAGAGGCUGAUAUUACAUUACAAAUGCUCGUCUAAUAGCUCAGGCUUGUUACUAACUAGCUCUUACACUUAAAUUAACCUGUAGUUCUUUUUAUGCUUUGCCACAUGGCCCAUGGCUUGUUACUUCAUAUUUUACACAUCCUGUUUGCUUAGCAGCUGGCUGUCAACUACCCUGUGGUUCCCUAAGAGGCUAAGUCUCAGGGUGAGGCACAUUCACUCAGAGCUCUUCCAGAAUGGACCACCAAGAGUGUGGCACCAGCAGAUAUUAGUGUUUGUUGUGUGGGACAUGGCUCCUGGUGGGUCGUGUGGCCCAGCAUCACAUUUCUUGGUGCUAGCCAUGUUCUCUCUGUGUAUGGAGUGCUUUCCUUGUGGUUUUUUCUCUCCUUUCCCAUUGCACUAAUGCAGUGGACACAGUAACUUGGGAUGGAGCAACUCACAGAUAGCUGCAUCCUGCUGUGUUCAGUGACUGCUGCCUUUUAGAUUUUGUACAGGCAUGGCAGCACAUGCUUGUCAUCACAGCACUUAGUGGGUAGAGGCUGGGGGGUCAGGAGUUCAAGGGCAGCCUGAGCUACCUGAGACCUUGUCUCACAAGAACAGAAAAGGGGAAAUAAAGUGACACUUGGAUCUUGGGCUGUUUUCCUUCUCUGGUGUCCAUGGAUUUGGAGGUGCACACCUACAGCACACACAUGUUCUACACUGCCAGCCUGAUGUGCACAUCUAAGAACAUCCUGCCACAGCCAUUGUUAGGUGUGUCUGGGGGUGCCAUUCUUCUGUGGAUAUCCCUGCCAUCUGUACCCCAGGAAGAGCAGAGCACUCCGUGCCCUGGCAGCUCUCAUGGGAGCUGAGCCGGAAAGCACAGCAGAGCGGGGAAGCACUGCAGACCCGGGAAGCACUGCAGAGCCGGGAAGCACUGCAGAGCGGGGAAGCACUGCAGACCCGGGAAGCACAGCAGAGCAGGGAAGCACAGCAGAGCCGGGAAGCACUGCAGAGCGGGGAAGCACUGCACAGCCGGGAAGCACUGCACAGCCGGGAAGCACUGCACAGCCGGGAAGCACUGCACAGCCGGGAAGCACUGCACAGCCGGGAAGCACUGCAGACCCGGGAAGCACUGCAGAGCCGGGAAGCACUGCAGAGUGGGGAAGCACUGCAGAGCCGGGAAGCACUGCAGAGUGGGGAAGCACUGCAGACCCGGGAAGCACAGCAGAGCCGGGAAGCACUGCAGAGCGGGGAAGCACUGCAGACCCGGGAAGCACAGCAGAGCAGGGAAGCACAGCAGACCCGGGAAGCACAGCAGAGCAGGGAAGCACAGCAGAGCCAGGAAGCACUGCACAGCCGGGAAGCACUGCACAGCCGGGAAGCACUGCAGACCUGGGAAGCACUGCAGAAUGGGGAAGCACUGCAGACCCGGGAAGCACAGCAGAGCGGGGAAGCACUGCAGACCCGGGAAGCACUGCGGACCCGGGAAGCACUGCGGACCCGGGAAGCACUGCAGAGCCGGGAAGCACUGCAGACCCGGGAAGCACUGCGGAGCCGGGAAGCACUGCGGAGCCGGGAAGCACUGUGGACCCGGGAAGCACAGCAGACCCGGGAAGCACUGCAGAGCCGGGAAGCACUGCAGAGCUGGGAAGCACUGUGGACCCGGGAAGCACAGCGGAGCCGGGAAGCACAGCGGACCCGGGAAGCACUGCAGAGCGGGGAAGCACUGCAGACCCGGGAAGCACUGCAGACCCGGGAAGCACUGCAGACCCGGGAAGCACUGCAGAGCGGGGAAGCACUGCAGAGCCGGGAAGCACUGCAGAGCGGGGAAGCACUGCAGAGCCGGGAAGCACUGCAGAGCCGGGAAGCACUGCAGAGCCGGGAAGCACUGCAGAGCGGGGAAGCACUGCAGAGCCGGGAAGCACUGCAGAGCCGGGAAGCACUGCAGACCUGGGAAGCACUGCAGACCCGGGAAGCACUGCAGACCCGGGAAGCACUGCAGAGCGGGGAAGCACUGCAGAGCGGGGAAGCACAGCAGAGCGGGGAACGUCCCCACCCUUAGCAAACAUGAUAAGAGAAGGCCGAGCCGGCAGGCCAGGCGCCGCCGCCGCCACCGCCGCCUCAGAGUAG